Molecule: messenger RNA, 1253 nt
Organism: Leptopilina boulardi
Lineage: Eukaryota; Metazoa; Arthropoda; Insecta; Hymenoptera; Figitidae
Gene: Dcps
Product: m7GpppX diphosphatase
Exons: 4
Coding region: 23-1042 (339 amino acids)
Biological process (GO): deadenylation-dependent decapping of nuclear-transcribed mRNA
Cellular component (GO): P-body; nucleus
Molecular function (GO): RNA 7-methylguanosine cap binding; hydrolase activity
Source: RefSeq, a predicted model, not a curated record
GGUGUAUUGUUUGUUGUUAGACAUGGCGGACGAAAACAUUGUUGAAAUAUCAAAAGACAGUUCUCCAGUGAAAAAAAGGCAAAAAAUUGAUAAUGAAAAUCCAGAAAAUGAUACAAGUGUUCAUAAAAGUACAAUUAAUUUGUCAAAUUUUCAAAUGAAACGUCUGCUCAAUGUAAAUAGUACAAGAAAGCAAGUUAUUGUUGAAGGCAAUUUUACCGGCCACGAUAAUUCAGCAAUUGUUAUUUUUGAAAAAAAAUGCUUUCCCACUGAGGAAAUAUUUCUCAAUCGUGGCUUUUUUAAUGAGGGUACAAUUGUACGUAAAAAUUUUCACAAUGGAAUUUAUGGAAAUUAUGAAUGUUUUCCGACAAGGGAACACAAUGGCAUCAAUGCAAUUGUCAUUCAUCCUGCUACUCAAUCACACAUUGACAAAUAUUCCAUAAAGGAACUUCAUUUCGUUGAAGAGACUUACGAAAUUUAUAAAAAUAUAACACUUCCCUUUAUAGAAUCACAACAAUUUUCAUUAUCAUGGGUGGACAAUAUUUUAGAACAUAAAGCCGAACAGGAUAAAAUAAUUUAUGAAGAUAAAGAUAAAGAAACGGGAUUUAUUAUGUUACCCGAUCUUAAAUGGGACGGUAGUCCAGAAUCAUUGAAUGUAUUGGUAUUGUCAUUGAAAAGAAUUAAAUCAAUUAGAGAAUUGAAUGCAUCACAUUUACCAUUACUUAAAAAUAUUCGCGACACAGGAAUUGAUAUAAUUCGUAAAAAUUAUAAUGUCCCUGCUGAUCGUCUUCGACUUUAUUUACAUUAUCGUCCAUCUUAUUAUCAUCUUCAUGUUCAUAUCACGUACAUAAUGUACGAUAGUCCAGGAAUAUUUGUGGAAAAGGCACAUUUACUUUCCACAAUAAUUCAAAAUAUAGAAAUGAUACCUGAUUACUAUCAAAAAGUAGCAUUAUCAUUUGUUGUAGCGGAAAAUGAUCCACUGUACAAAAAAUAUCAAGAACAUGGAGUUCUACCAGCGGAUAAUAAUUCUUCUAACGAUAGUUAAAAAAAAAAACAAUGCAUGAAUUUAAGUGGCACAUUUUUUUUUUUUUUUUUUUUUUUCUACAAUUUUAUUGCAUCAUUCAAGUAAUCUAUUUUUAUUCCUUUUUGAACAGUGACAAAAUGUAGAAAACAUUUUAAUUAUGUAUCAAUGAUUUUUUUUCUUGUAUCACAUCACUUAAUUAUUCUAUUUUGUUGAAUAAAUCUAUUAAAUUCAA